UUUGAAGCCUGCGGGGACGCGGGGGCGCGGCCGCGAAGCUGGACCGGUCGAGGUUUCCUUGGCUGCCUGAUCCCCUUUAGACCAGUCAUCAUGCCUAUCCGUGCGCUGUGCACCAUCUGCUCCGACUUCUUCGACCACUCCCGAGAUGUGGCCGCCAUCCACUGCGGCCACACCUUCCACCUGCAGUGCCUAAUUCAGUGGUUUGAGACAGCACCAAGUCGGACCUGCCCACAGUGCCGAAUCCAGGUUGGCAGAAGAACCAUUAUCAAUAAGCUCUUCUUUGACCUUGCCCAAGAGGAGGAGAGUGUCUUAGAUGCAGAAUUCUUAAAGAAUGAACUGGAUAAUACGAGAGCCCAGCUUUCCCAGAAAGAGAAGGAAAAAAGGGACAGCCAGGUCAUCAUUGACACCCUGCGGGACACGCUGGAAGAACGCAACGCCACUGUGGAAUCUCUGCAGAAGGCCUUAGACAAGGCCGAAAUGCUGUGCUCCACCCUCAAGAAGCAGAUGAAGUACUUGGAGCAGCAGCAGGACGAGAGCAAACAAGCCCAGGAGGAGGCGCGCCGACUCAGGAGCAAGAUGAAAACCAUGGAGCGGAUUGAGCUCCUGCUCCAGAGCCAGCGGCCCGAGGUGGAGGAGAUGAUCCGAGACAUGGGUGUGGGGCACUCCGCGGUGGAGCAGCUAGCCGUGUACUGCGUGUCCCUCAAGAAAGAGUAUGAGAAUCUAAAAGAAGCACGGAAAGCCUCAGGGGAGCUGGCGGACAGACUGAAGAAGGACUUGUUUUCUUCCAAAAGCAAGUUGCAGACAGUCUACUCUGAACUAGACCAGACCAAGUUGGAGCUGAAGUCGGCGCAGAAGGAUUUACAAAGUGCUGACAAGGAGAUUGUGAGCCUGAAAAAAAAGCUAACGAUGCUGCAGGAAACCCUGAACCUGCCACCCAUGGACAGUGAGACUGUCAACCGCCUGGUUUUAGAGAGCCCAGCCCCCAUGGAGAUGCUGAGCCUGAAGCUUCGCCGACCGGCCUUCGGUGAUGACAUUGACCUCAAUGCCACCUUUGAUGUCGACACGCCUCCAUCCCAGCCCUCCAGCAUCCAUCAUGGCCGUGCCAAGAAGCUCUGCCAAGAGAUAGCACACUCUCCCGUUCAGGACAUCCCCAAGAAGAUGCCCAAAGGCCCCAAGCAGGAGUCCCAGCUCUCACUGGGCGGCCAGCACUGUGUGGGAGAGCCAGAUGAGGAGCUGGCUAGUGCCUUUCCUGUCUUCAUCCGGAAUGCCGUCUUAGGCCAGAAACAGCCCAAGAGGGCCAAGGCAGAGACCUGUCACGGCACAGAUACGGUAAGGACAGGCUUCGAUGGGCUUGGAGGUCGGACAAAAUUCAUCCAACCUACUGACACGACUAUGAUCCGCCCAGUACCUGUGAAACCCAAGCCCAAGACUAAGCAGAGAGUGGGGGUGAAGAGAGCGCUCCCUCCCUCCCAGGCCAAGCUGGACACCUUCCUGUGGUAGUGAGAACAGUGAGCCGGAUCAAUGGCCAGAUACAUGCCUCCAAUUUAUAGGCCAGGACUGGCUCAGCAGGGGGUUUGGGGGGCAAGACCCCACUUCCAGGACCAGCCCCAAGGUCAAGGGUAGACAAAAAGUUGGGGGAGAGGGUGAGGCCCAGAAACGGUGCUUUACUUGCACUUACCCUUGCCCCCCCCGCCCCCAAACACACACACCGGGUCUAACAUACUGGGCCUAUGUGUGGUUGCUGAAGUGAGACCAGCAGGACUUCCUCCUUGUCAGAGGCUCCUGUUUGUAGCCAGAUGUGGCUGGGCUGCUUCUGAUUCUCCAGACUAAGGUCUUUUGUUGACUGUGUGGACCAAAGUGCCUGGGGCUUCUUGGGCAGUUUCAGCCUGCCCAAGCUUCUGCCUGCUUCUGACUUGCUGCUAGGCGUGGCCAGAACAGAGCAGGAUGGGGAAUGGGGGGAUGGUGGUGGGGAGAGGAUUGGGGGGAGGGGAAGAUUUCUAUGUAAAAUAAAAAAGAUAGAAUUUUUUCUUCAUGGCUCUGGGAGUAUGAAUUUGCAUCAACACUUUGGCAAACCGUUUGGCAUAAUUUUCUAAAGUAGGGCCUUCACCUAGACUCAGACUUAGUAGUCCUACCCUUAGGCAUGUGCCCCCUCCUAGGGCACAAGGAGACUCCAGCAGGAAUGAGACCACUGCAGUUUUGUCCACAGUCCAAGCUGGGCACAGCCCAAAUGCCAUAGGCUGGAAAGCAAUUGGGUUAACAGGUAUAGCCAUACAGGGAACUCCCAGCAAGCAAAAUAAAUAAUCAGUGACCUUUGAGUCUUAACUUCAAGAGCGCUUGCUCCUAGACUUCCCCUUGUGACCUCUAGCUUGGCUGAGAUCUCCUACAGUUCCCUUUCUCACCACUGCAGGGGGGUUCAUCUGUCUCUACGGGGCCCAGCAUGGGCCUGGCACAGGGAGUGAAGAUGAGUGCCCUCAUGCUUCGGGCUGAGCAUGCUCCGCUGCCCCCAGCACAUCUGGAGGAGCAUCACAGAGAGAAAGUAAUGCUUGGUUACGGGGGCUGGGUCCCUCUGCUGCCACCUUGAACCAAGGAGGUUUGAUGAGGGGAGGUGCAGCCUCAACCUAAGGGUGCAGUCGGUGGCGGCCUAAUAGCCGGCCGAGUGAUCUUAGGCAAACUACCUAGCCUCUCUGAGUCUCAGCCUCUUUAAAGUGGGGACAGUAGCACUAACCUCCCAAUUGUGAGAACCUGAUGAGUCAGCGUUGCAGGUUAAGAAUUUAUGACCCCUAAGAAAAUAAUGCAGACUCAAAAGACAAAUAUUGUAUGAUUUCACUUAAAUGAGGUAUCUAGAAUGGGUAAAUUCAGAGACAGAAGUAGAAUAGAAUAGAGGUUACCAGGGGCUAGAGUGAGGAGAAAACAAGGAGUCCUUAAUGGUUAGAGAGUUUCUGUCUGGGGUGAUUUGUUUUCUUGCUACAUAAACUACCCCCCCCACCAGCUUUUAAAGAAUUCCAGUAUAGUUGGGUGCCUGGGUCGCUCAGUUGGUUAAGCAUGCAACUAUUGAUCUCAACUCAG
Callorhinus ursinus (northern fur seal) is the source of this 3066-nucleotide messenger RNA. It is a transcript of the gene TRAIP, whose product is annotated as TRAF interacting protein. Gene Ontology annotation, molecular function: ubiquitin protein ligase activity. NCBI's taxonomy places the organism in Eukaryota, Metazoa, Chordata, Mammalia, Carnivora, Otariidae. The record is from RefSeq and is a predicted model, not a curated record. Gene Ontology annotation, biological process: protein ubiquitination; replication fork processing. Gene Ontology annotation, cellular component: nucleus; site of DNA damage.